UCACACUCGCCAUACUCCUCAAUAAAUACCCCAACCACAAUUCCAUGAGCCCUCGCUCACUCUAUUCACAAUCACCCUUCAUUGCGAAAACAAGAAAAAAAGAAGGAUCUUGAAACACACAACAACAAAAAGAUCCGAAGAUUAUAGAAAAUAAAUACUAAUUAGUUCAUUUUCGAGGAUUUUGAAAAGAAUGGCGAUGAAAAAGGCAAACAAGCUAACACAAACGGCGAUGAUCAAGCAAAUUUUGAAGAGAUGCUCGAGCUUGGGUAAGAAACAGAGUAAUGAAUACAGCGAAGACGAAAACGGGCAUCCUCUUGACGUGCCUAAAGGUCAUUUCGUUGUCUAUGUUGGAGAGAAACGGGUCAGGUACGUUGUCCCCAUUUCGCUUUUGACCCGACCAGAGUUCCAGCUUCUUCUCCAGCAAGCAGAGGAAGAGUUUGGUUUCGAUCACGAAAUGGGUCUCACUAUACCUUGUGAAGAAGUCGUCUUCCAAUCUCUCACCUCCAUGCUCGGAUGAACAUAACUUUUAGGGUUUUGCUUCUCUUUUUAAUAACAGAGAUAGCUGAUGAGUAAAUGUUUCUCUGUUUUAGCAGACUAAUUUUUAUAUGUUUUGGCUAGUACAUGGGUUUAGUGUUGUAUUAGACUGAGACCUAACCCUUAGAUAAACCCAAUGAGAAUGAUUUACUAUUCUUGGUUCUCUUUUCAGAUUUGUAAAAAAUAAAACAAAUUGCUGAUGAAGGUCAAUCGUUGUUGAAUGUGUACCCUGUGAGAGAGAUCUUAAUAUUUGAUGAAUGAGACUUUUAAUUUUCCAGAGCU
Brassica napus (rape) is the source of this 816-nucleotide messenger RNA. RefSeq names its product auxin-responsive protein SAUR50-like. Gene Ontology annotation, biological process: response to auxin. The record is from RefSeq and is a predicted model, not a curated record. Lineage: Eukaryota; Viridiplantae; Streptophyta; Magnoliopsida; Brassicales; Brassicaceae. The coding region runs from base 191 to 517 and encodes 108 amino acids. The transcript has a single exon.